AAAGAAACAUACUCGGACGUAAGGGUAUGCAUAUAGAGAGAGAAAAGUAGCACACUAUGACCUGACCUGAGCUUAAAAUUAUUUAGUGCAAGUAAGAAAGAGAGAGAGAGAGAGAGAGUGCAUAAUCCAGAUGGGCUUCCCAGUUUCAAGGUACGCACUCUUCAGCUUAACUUUGCUUCACUUUCCUCUUCUCAUUCUCUCACUACCAAACCCUAACCCUAACCCUAACCCUAGCUCUGCUACCAACUCCUCAAGCUCAGCUCAGCUCAUCAAUGGCGAUUUGUCUGAGAGAAAACCCAACUCUAUGUCUGAAAACUUUGGAAAGUCCACUACCGAGCUUACAUCUUUCUCGUUCCAUAUGUUCACUCGAAACCCUAACCCUGAUUCCAAGCUCACGGUUUCCGGUGAUGCCCGCGUCGACGGUGUUUCCUCAACAACAGAAAACCCUAAUUCUAGCUCUGGAACGACUGUAAUGGGUGGCGAACAUCCUGUGCAAAACCCUAGCCCUAAUUCUGGUAUCUUGCUUUUGGGUGAUGCAAAGAUCACUGCGGAUGGAAGAAACGUUAAUUCUAAUUCCUUUGUAAAGCUCAAUGAGCCUUGGCCUUUAAGUGCAGGAUCAGUUGUAUUCAAGCACCCCAUUAGAGUCUCUGUAUCAAAACUCAGAGCUCACUUUUCAUUCUCUUCAUAUUUUACUUUCUCCAUUUCUCCCGGUAAUGGAGAAAGGCUUGCUCUUGUCUUUCUUCCAAGAAAGUACCUUUCAGAACCCAUCAAGUGCCUGCAUUUUAGGUUUUCUUCUGGUUUAGAUCCUUCCUGCAAAUUCCCCAACAUGUUUGCUAUAGAAUUUGACACUUCCAUGAACUCAAACUCAACCUCUUUCGAUGGGAAUCAAGUUGGGUUCGACCCCAACACCCUAGUUUCCAUUAAAGCUGCAGAUACUUCAAGCAUUGGCCUGGUUUUGAACAAUGACACCACAUUACAUUCAUGGAUCCACUACCAUUCUAUUUCCCAAACUGUUGAAGUUAGAAUCAGUAAUUCCAUUGCUUCUUGGCCAUUAAAACCCUUGAUUUCGAUCCACAAAGACCUCUCAAGAAUUUGGGGCAAAGAAUUAUUUGUGGGUAUCACUGGUUCAAAUGGGAACUCGACUCAAACCAGUGUCAUUUACUCAUGGAGCUUUGAUGGUGGGUACAACUGGAAGAACCAGCAUUCUAUGCCAGUUGAUCCAAGGACAUUGGAAGUGAAAAAUGGAAGUUUUGGAGGGAGAAUAAAUGUAAUUUGCAGAACAAUGGUUGCACUUAUUUGGGGUAUAGGCAUUGGAGCCAUAGCUGCACUUUCCGUGUUUGUAGUUUGGAAUUUAUUCAUGAGUAGGUAUAAGUCAUCUGUUGCAGAUUAUGGUGGGAAGAAGCCUGUCGAUUUGGGAUAUGAGAAGAUCCAAAAGGCAAGACAGAAGGGUUGUUCAUGUAAGGGUAUGGCUUAGACCCUGGAAGACUUUUUCUUUUUUCUUCUUUGUGUAUUCUAGGAAAAUCACACGAUUUCUUUUGUUUGUUAAGUUUAAGAAGUCCACACUCUCUGAUGUAAAAUAUAUGGUGCAGAGUUACUUUCCUUGUAAUUUGAAUCUUCUGUUUUAGAUUGUGAGCUGAUAUGUGCACUUGCUAAGA
Molecule: messenger RNA, 1655 nt
Organism: Amborella trichopoda
Lineage: Eukaryota; Viridiplantae; Streptophyta; Magnoliopsida; Amborellales; Amborellaceae
Product: putative L-type lectin-domain containing receptor kinase V.1
Molecular function (GO): carbohydrate binding
Source: RefSeq, a predicted model, not a curated record